CCCGUUCUCUCUCUCUCCCCCUCCCUGGCCUCUCUCCCGAGUCCCGACAAAGACCAAGACUCCGCUCCGCCAUGCCCCACACCUCCACCAAGCCCUCCCCCUCACUCCAUCGCACCGCCGGCGCCGGCAAACCCUUCUCCUUCUCCGCAAACGGCUCCGGCCACGCCCUCCCGGACUUCGCCUCCCGGUACCACGACCACUCCGUGGGGGCUCACCAGUGCAGCUCCACGCUGGUCCAGCGCGUCGCCGCGCCGGUGGCCUGCGUCUGGUCGGUCGUCCGCCGCUUCGACCGCCCGCAGGUCUACAAGCACUUCGUGAAGAGCUGCCGCGUGAUCGACGGCGACGGCGCCGUGGGCACGCUGCGGGAGGUGCGCCUCGUCUCCGGGCUCCCCGCCGCCACCAGCCGCGAGCGGCUGGAAAUCCUCGACGACGAGCGGCACGUGCUCAGCUUCCGGGUAGUCGGCGGCGAGCACCGCCUCGCCAACUACCGCUCCGUGACCACGCUCCACCCGGCCGAAGGCGACGGCCAGAACCCGGGCACGGUGGUGGUGGAGUCCUACGUCGUGGACGUGCCGCAGGGGAACACCACCGACGACACGCGCGCCUUCGUCGACACCAUCGUCCGCUGUAACCUCCAGUCGCUGGCCCGCACCGCCGAGAACAGCCUCAAAUUAUGCCGGAAGAAUUGACUCAAGCAACCUCAUCAAUUCAAAUCAAAGCUAAUUAAUUAAAUUGCUCUAAUCUCCCCAUUAUCGUUGUUCCUAUUAAUUCUCUUCUACCUUUCUUCUCUUUAAUUAAUACCUUUGCGAAUGACGACAAGCUUAAUUAGUUGAGUUCGUUCAUAUGUACUCGAUCAAACUAGCUACCCCUCGAUAAAUGAUGUGCAAACGAUAAACUCAUA
Zingiber officinale is the source of this 901-nucleotide messenger RNA. RefSeq names its product abscisic acid receptor PYL4-like. Lineage: Eukaryota; Viridiplantae; Streptophyta; Magnoliopsida; Zingiberales; Zingiberaceae. The transcript has a single exon. Gene Ontology annotation, molecular function: abscisic acid binding; protein phosphatase inhibitor activity; signaling receptor activity. Gene Ontology annotation, biological process: abscisic acid-activated signaling pathway. The record is from RefSeq and is a predicted model, not a curated record. Gene Ontology annotation, cellular component: nucleus; cytoplasm. Bases 72 to 689 code for a protein of 205 amino acids.